This is a messenger RNA of Drosophila guanche, 421 nucleotides long. It is a transcript of the gene Cpr65Au, whose product is annotated as endocuticle structural protein SgAbd-6. The record is from RefSeq and is a predicted model, not a curated record. The coding region runs from base 37 to 363 and encodes 108 amino acids. The transcript is spliced from 2 exons. Gene Ontology annotation, cellular component: chitin-based extracellular matrix. Gene Ontology annotation, molecular function: structural constituent of chitin-based larval cuticle. Lineage: Eukaryota; Metazoa; Arthropoda; Insecta; Diptera; Drosophilidae.
AACAGCUCAGUAAAGUGCAGCCAAGUGUGCCCGACGAUGCUUUCCCAUUUCAGUACGUAUUUGAUUCUACUUGUGGCAGCUGGCGUCUGCCUCGCGCUCCCAGCCGGAGACGAUGCCCAGGCGGAGACCCUGAAGCUGGAGAGCGAGAACAAUGGCGUGGACAAGUAUUCCUUUGCCUACGAGACCAGCAAUGGCAUAUCCCGUACUGAGGAGGGCGUCGUAAAGCCCGGCGCCACCGAAGAUGACGGCUCGCUCUCUGUGACGGGCACCACCAGCUGGUCGGCUCCUGAUGGCAAGAAAUACGAGAUCAGCUUCACGGCCGACGAGACUGGCUAUCAUCCAAAGUUCCGACUGGUGGCCUAGGAUCCAUCGCUAGUUUAAGCCAAAUAAAGCGAGCAUUCCCAAAAUCCCAAAUACCCAA